GCAUGCGCGGCGGGCGCUGCUCGGCGCAUGCGCAGCUCCGCAAUGCGGGUGGUGGUGGGUGGUGGGACAGGCUUCGUGGGCCGAGCCCUGACCCAGCUGCUGCGGAGCCGAGGGCACCAAGUGACCUACGUGUCCCGACAAGGGGGCACGGAUCGGAUCAGCUGGGAAGAGUUGUCCCGCUCCGGACUGCCCCCGUGCGAUGCUGUGGUCAACUUGGCUGGUGAAAAUGUCCUCAACCCUUUCCGCAGAUGGGGUGAUGCCUUCUCCAGGGAAGUCAUCAGCAGCCGGGUGGAGACCACGAAGACCUUGGCCAAAGCCAUUGCUGCUGCUGAACAGGCACCCCGUGCUUGGGUCCUGGUCACUGGCGUAGGUUAUUACCGCCCCAGCCCCACAGCUGAGUAUACUGAAGACAGUCCAGGAGGGGAUUUUGACUUCUUCUCACGCCUGGUGAGCUCGUGGGAGGCUGCAGCUCUCAUCCCUGGGAGCCCAGCUCGUGGAGUUGUGGUGAGAUCAGGUGUAGUGCUGGGUCAGGAUGGUGGUGCAAUCUCUCAGAUGCUCUUGCCUUUCCGUCUGGGACUUGGAGGCCCCUUGGGCUCUGGACUCCAGCCCUUCCCAUGGAUCCACAUUUGGGACCUGUCUGGGAUUGUGUGUCAUGCCCUGGAGAAAGAGUCCGUGCGAGGCAUCCUCAAUGGUGUUGCCCCAUCCUCCCCUGCCACCUCCAAUGGCACCUUUGCUCAGGAGCUCGCUGCAGCCCUGGGGCGCCCGGCCCUGGUGCCAGUGCCUGCCUGGGCAGUGCGGGCUGUCUUUGGGGCAGAGCGGGCGGUCAUGCUGCUGGAGGGACAGAGGGUGCUGCCAAAACGCACCCUGGAGAGUGGCUACCACUUCAUCUUCCCCGACCUGGCUGGAGCUCUGAAGGACAUUGUGGGUUAAGGCCUUCCCAGUUGGCCUGGGCUGGGCCCUGUUUUUGUGAGCUCAUGGGAUGUGCCUUCCCAUGAAAGAGGGAAGCCCUGCCCCUUCACACUUCCCCAUCCCCAUCCAGAAAGGGUGAGCGAUCUUUUCCCCAUGUAUCUCCCUGUGUGCAUCCCAGUUUAGGAAUCAUCCUUCUUACUGCCAUCUGAAUCUCAACAUUACCUGCAUUUGGGGAAGGGCACAAGCCCCUCAAAGGAUUGUGACUGUGGAAUUGCCUGUCUUCCCUUUUGCAUGGUGUGUGUGUGAACUGCUGGCAAAGCAGCUGGGGGUGUAAUGUCUUCUCCCCUGAGAGACAGCUGGCAUCAAGAAACAGGUUGUAAUGCUGCUGUAAUUCUUCCAUGGUACUGGAAGUCACCCUUCCUGUUUUUCCCCAUGAUGACAUAGGCAAAGCAGAGGAGCAUAAGUCUCUUUCUCGGUCUCAGUGGUUGUGGGAGAAGGUCCAUCUUUAGGGGAGUGCCAAGGGUGCUGAAUACUGAGUGCUUGGAGACUCUGCCCUCUCUUUUCGUGUGGCUGGUACCAAGUUGAUGUGUCAGUACCUUCAGCUGAGUCUAGUCCAAAGAAUUACCCCCUGCCAGGGUUCCAUAUCCCUUAUGCUGCGGCAGGGAUGAACGAGAGCACUGCUUUGCCAGCCUGUAGGGAAAAGGGUGACAAUCAGGCCGUGGCCCCUGGACUGCUUUGCCUUGGCUGAGUGCCCAUUACAUCUAAGCUUGUGCUGAGGAAAACUGGGUGGUACAGCACUGUGUGAGGCAGUGCCAGUCACUGCUUUAGUCUAAAGGAGCAUUUCAGCCAUUGCCAUCAUUGUGUUUACCUCAGAUUGGGGUGGUUUUCUUUCAUUAAUCCCAUGGGGUGGUACUUGUGUUCAGGGUGUUCCUCCUGACUGGGCACUGAGAAUAUCCAAGCUGCCUGGUCUGCCUUGGGAAGCAGUACCUCUUCCCUUGUAGAGAAGAUGGCAAUUUCAUCAUCUCGUAGUGGCAGGAAACGUAUCCAUAUGCUUCCCUUGACCCACUUCCACAUCCUAAAGUGGGUUGCAGGGUGUGAAGUCCACAGAGCAGUGAAGUUUAUUAUAGCAGUACUUCUGGAGAAAUAUUCAUAGUGUGAUGUAAGUUGGGGCUCGAAAAUGCUGUUAAAAGUUACUUCAGGCAGAUAAAGACCUGCUCUUGAAAUAAGAAACCAUCCAGAACAACAGCAGUCCACAUAUUUCUGGUUUAUGACAUGUUGUUAGAGUAGCUGAAGAAUCAGUCUUGGUGAAGUCUAGAUGCCCCACUCUUCUGCCUCUUUACUCAGUACAUCCUGGAGACAGAAUGGCAAUCUGGUGGCUUUCCAGGCAGGAAAAUUAGAAUGGGACUGUAGAUGGAACUGGAGAUAGUCCUUGCAGUUAGUGUAAGCACAGCCAGGUGAAAGGGGACUUUGGGAAUAGUCACAAAAGCAAUAUGGUUUGAGAUACAUGUGGGUUGCUUGGACUGUGUCUUCGCUGUCUGUUAGGUGCACCUUCCUUCCUCUUCCCAUGUGCUUCACUUUCCUGUCUGUGAGAGUGGGCUGACCUACUCUGACAUACAGAGCCAGUUCCUUGUGGGCCAGUACAGUGGGGACAAUCAGCACUGCUGCUUUAGUUACUUCAGCUGGGUUUUUGGAGCCUCAGGCUUCAGAGCUUCCCCAGAUGUUGUGGUCUGCAGCAUCCUUCUGUCAGCCAGCCUGGUUAGCCAGCCCAGUUAGGUCAUUUCUGUGCCUGUAUGUACCUUGAUGAUUGCAAUAGCUGUGGGUUGUGACUGGAAAUGGAAACAAGUAUAGCUGGAGAAGAACUGUCACCUUCAGCUCUUCUAAAAGGGGUGUUGUAUCCCACAGAGGACUGCCACAAAGCAGAGUUCCCAAGCCUUGGACUCCCUGCCUGGAUGUGUAACUCACUGGGGACUUCUGAAAAGUUGCUUCUGCAUGGUGUUUGGCUUAAAUACAUCACAGGUUUAAAUGAGCUUGUCAUCUGAAUCUGUAUAUGGGAUCUGGAAGCACUGUCUUCUGAGUGCAGUUAAGCCUUUCCAUCAUGAUAAAUUCACACACACCCUGUGCCCCUUUCUCUGUAGUAGAGCCACAAAAGAUGUGUGUUUGGGUGAUAGCAGGCUGAAAUCUAGAUUGGAUGUGUCUGGUUUUGAUGGCCUUAAGGAAGCCCUGAUCCUCAGGCUGCAAGACUUUGUGAUCCUGAGUACAGGUGUUGUGUUACCCCAGUGCUGGCGUUCUGGUGCUCAGGGCUAGCAGAGUGUUUCUGCAGGCACACCUGAGCCAACUGCUGUGCCCCUCUGCCUCGGGGCAGGUGUCUCUGAUGAUUGUGUUAAGCCAUGUGAAGAGCAGCUGCUGCCUUCAGCAGCUGUGGUCCAGGACCCUCCUGGGUGGCCACUGACACCCCAGCCUGGGGGCCCCAUACCCAGGGUUUCUGUCCAAGCUGAGGACACAGCUGUUCCUUUCCUGUUUGCAGGGUCAGCCAGCCCUGAUGCUGAGCUGCUGUGACACAUAGACACAUGGACAAGUGACACACAGAUGACACUGACACAGCUGUUAGACAGCCCCAGCCAAGAUGCUGCUGUCAGCAGCACCCCACCUAGGACACAGGUAACACACAAGCACCAAGCAUGAUGGGGCUGGCAGACACACGUGACACCCUCAGGGUUCGCAAGCACAUGCACUCAGGAAUCCUUUGAGCACUGGUGUGACCCCUCUGUCCACCCAGCACUCCAACAUGGACCACUCCUGACCCAUCCCACAGGUCCCCUACUUGCCAGCUGGUCCAGCUUGAAACACCAAAGAUGCAGCACCCAGAUGCUUAUCCCAAAAAGCACACCACACUUGCAGGUACCAACGUGGAUCCCUUGCCCUCCUGAUAAUCCUGCCCAGACCUGGAGUCUCCUACUUGCCAGCUGGUCUGAGUUUUUGCUGGUGGAUACCCACAUGCACACCUGGUUUGUGGGAUGUACACACAGUUGCCUCCCCCAGAAUCGGGCGCACAUGCUGUGAGUGGCUGUCCUGCUCCAGCUGCUGGCAUGGAGCCUCUCACUCCCCUUGCUUGUGCUUUCCCCCCAGCAAUUGCUCUUGUGGACACAGGGUAUUCCUGCCUCAGUGGCUGUAGGGUGAGUUCCCACUGGUGUCAGGAGCUGCUACCACAGGCUGGGUCUCUGCUGUCCCUGUGCCCCUCUCUGACUUCAGUAGCUGGCCCCAAAUCUGCACAUGCUGGCUACCCGCUAGCUGGCACUUGGUCCUUGCAGCAUGCAGAUGGGACCCUGUGAGGUUGCACAGGGAGAGUUACAGAAAGAUUAAAUAAGCCAGGACUGUGGUGGUCAGUGUAGAGCUCAGCCAGACCAGCAGUGCCUGGCCCAGGUUUACACCCAACCAGCCUCUUAUAACCCUUUUCUGUCUAACCUCCUCUUGGCUGCUCCCUGUCCCUGCACAGUCCCUCAACGGCUGACAUCCCACUGUCUUCAUCCAACAUCCUGGACACUCAGGUUUGCAUCCUUAUCAGCUGCAAAAUCCUGGCUGCCUAUGGGUUCUUAAAAGCUCAUCAACUGGUGUGAGUGAUGCCAUUUGUUUCUGGUUAUUUGCCUUGUUAAUGCUAAUUGGUCAGGUUUUAUGACUGUCUCCCAUUACUUCCCUACUGUAAAAAUAAAUGUUCUCAGCCUCACACAUCCUUA
Molecule: messenger RNA, 4640 nt
Organism: Corvus hawaiiensis (hawaiian crow)
Lineage: Eukaryota; Metazoa; Chordata; Aves; Passeriformes; Corvidae
Gene: SDR39U1
Product: short chain dehydrogenase/reductase family 39U member 1
Exons: 6
Coding region: 28-930 (300 amino acids)
Source: RefSeq, a predicted model, not a curated record